Molecule: messenger RNA, 4262 nt
Organism: Amphiprion ocellaris (clown anemonefish)
Lineage: Eukaryota; Metazoa; Chordata; Actinopteri; Pomacentridae
Product: transmembrane channel-like protein 6
Exons: 22
Coding region: 478-2880 (800 amino acids)
Cellular component (GO): plasma membrane
Molecular function (GO): mechanosensitive monoatomic ion channel activity
Source: RefSeq, a predicted model, not a curated record
ACUGUUGCUACACAAGGUAUGCCAGAGAUGCCAACAUGGCAUUUGAGGCCUGCAGCUUUGCACUAAUUGCAAAUCAGGCACAGCUGUUGUUAAAAUUAAAGGGGGAAACUGACAGGGAGUAUGAUGUGUUUUGACAGUUAGCAUAGAGCAGACUGCUACUGGCUUCCCCUUUGCCUUUCAUUCAUGUAUAUUUGUGUAUUUUUUUUUAGCUCAUAGUUCAUCAGUAAGGAAGUUGUUGAUGCCCCAGCUGUGGUGUGAUAAAGGCUGAGAGGAGGAUGUGCUCUGUGAGAGAACCUCACACCAAGUACAGCAACACUUUGUCUUUGAGCAGUGACUGCGACAGCGUGGGCAGAUAAUUAUCGAUAAGCUUUGACAGACAUUUUAUGUACAGCGAUAAACCCUCUGCUCCACUGUGUUCGAUGACGAGCAACCCAGCGGGGGAUGUUUAUUUACAGUGAAAGGUGAAGAUAAAGAACUAUGGCCCACAGUGUGAGCUUCAGCAUCAAUAUUUGUGAAAUGGAGUCUGACUAUGAGAACGUUGGAGAAGGUCAGAACUCUUCCCUCCAGCUCAUCAAAGAGCCUGCAGCACAGAGGUGUCCUGAAAUAGAAAUGGAAGUGUUUACAGAUUGGAUAGACAGCCAGUCAUCUCGGAGAUGCCGUAUGAGAGACGAGACCCUUGAUAGGGAGCAGAUCAACUCUCUCCAGAGACACUGCUGGUCAGAUGCUACACUAAAGGUGCUCUCUUCAAUGCCAAGUCGCACUGCUGGGCUAAAUAGUGCUGCAGUCAUUUCCCGGCAAGACAGAGGCUCAUCACAGCUACGCAGACCACAGACUGCAUCACAUCCUCACACCUCAAGACCAGUUCAGGAAGACUUCAUCCAGGAGGAAAUCAGCACUGAAGAUGCAGUAGAUGAUCUGAUUGGUUCUAACUUUUGGUUCAUUGAGGACAAUAAGGAGCAGUUGGUAGCCAACCUCCAAGGCUUCUCAGUGAGUGACGGCAUGUGCAAACUGCGAGCCAUGCCGCUUAGCCUGGCAGAUAAGCUGGAAAUCAGGCGACUUGCUUUCACUGCUGUGGCUGAAAGUUCACUCAUCAGCAGGAAUAUUCCAUGCUACCGCCGUCUAAGCGUGUACAUUUCGAGAACUUGGCGCCACUGCCUGUUUAGCUGCCUCUCUGUCCUCAGCUCCCUCCAGUUGUGGCAUUCACCCAUGAAGAGACUGUGCGGCCGUUACGGAACUGGAGUGCUCUCUUACUUCCUCUUUCUCCGAACCCUCCUGUUGUUUAACCUCCUCCUCUUUGUCAUCAUCGGCCUGUUCCUGAUCUUCCCUCAAGCCAUCCAUCCUCCUCCUCAUGACUCUCAUCUUGACACUUUGACUGGCCUUGAGCUUCUCACAGGCAUGGGUUACCUUUCUCAUAGCUUAAUGUUUUAUGGCUACUACUCCAACACCAUCAUCAAAACUUGUCGAGCUCCUGACUCAAAGCCCAGCUCCACUGGUGAUCAGACAGCCUGCAACAAUGACGUGCCCCUGGUGGUGCCGUACAGCAUACCUGCAGCUUAUUUCUUUACCAUCAUCAUUGCAUUCUUCAUUAUCUGCAUCAUCCUAGUGUACAGCAUGUCUAAGUCCUUUGGAAGAAGUUUUCAAGUCCUCAAGUCUAACAGGAAUCUGGCAGCAAAAGUUUUCUGCUCCUGGGAUUUUAAAGUCAGCAAGACGACAUCUGUGAGACUUCAAUCUGAGAAAAUCAGCACUCAGCUCAAAGAGCAGCUGUCCGAGAUGGUCAGUGGAGAAGACAAAAAGAGCUGCAUUCAGCAACUCUGCCGCCUUGUAGUCCACAUGACAGCCUGGGUCACAAGUCUGGCCAGCAUUGUCCUGAGCGCCUCCGGAGUCCACUACCUGUCAGAGGUCACCAUUCGCCAUCAUCUUCUCAGAGAGGCUGAGCUGCUACUCUUGUCUGCGGUAGUGUCAGGAAUUAAUCUGUUACUCCCUAGCCUCUUCAACUUGUGUGCUUGGGUAGAGAAGUAUGAUUCACCUGGUGCUCGACUCUAUGUCUCCAUCUUCAGGAACCUGUUGUUGAAGGUCAGUAUUGUUGGAGUGCUGUGCUACCGCUGGCUGGGGAAAAUUGCUGUGGAACCAGAAAAGCAAGGUUUACAGUGUUGGGAGAGUUUUGUGGGGCAAGAACUCUAUCGACUGCUCCUGAUGGACUUCAUAUUUACUGCUCUUUACACAUUUUUGGGAGAGUUUAUAUGGAGGCUCUUCUCUGAAAAAAGGCUCAAAAGGAACAGGAAACCGAUGUUUGACAUUGCCCGAAAUGUGUUGGAGCUCAUAUAUGGACAAACUCUUACUUGGCUUGGAGUGCUGUUUGCUCCACUGCUCCCUGCCAUCCAAAUCAUAAAGCUGUUUGUGGUGUUUUACAUGAAGAAGGCCAGCCUGACAGCCAAUUGUCAGGCCUCUAAAAAGCCCUGGAGGGCCACUCAAAUGACAACACUGUUCAUCUCUCUUUUGUGCUUCCCCUCAUUUAUUGGUGCUGCCGUGUCUGUCACUUAUACAGUUUGGACGAUUAAACCUUCCUCAGGGUGCGGUCCGUUCAGGAAUCUCACCACCAUGACCGAGUCAGGGUACCUGUGGGACAAGGAGCUGAAGAACGCUCAUCCAGUCCUGUCUUGGCUCAGCUGGGUUUACAACUCUCUGAUAGAGAACCCACUGUUCCUCUUCCUUGUCACUGGAGUCCUUCUAAUGGUGAUAUACUUUCACUCUGAACUUGUUGAUGGCCAAAAGAAAAUCAUCAGUCGGUUGGAAAAGCAACUUGAAAAUGAGGGUAAGGAUAAAAAGUUCCUCAUCUCAAAACUACAAGAGAUUUAUGAACAAAAUGGUUCUCAUGGAUAAGUUGGGUGCUAAGCGGCAUUGACAGGUGUAUAGCGUUGGCAAGAUAACAUCUCACAACAACAAGUAUGUUGGCUUUGAUGUUAUGUCAUCAAUUCUCGGAAGGUUGUCUGCAUGAUCUGGAAUGUCACUCACAAGCUACAAAGAGGAAAAGCAUAAAUCCAAAAUCAGUAACCAUAAAGUUUGUUCAUUUCAAAUAUAUUCCACUAUCUUUCUGAUAUUGUUCUGGAAAAAAAUCCCUUGCUGUUGGCACCAUAACAGGGCCACUAGUAUUUAUUUAUAGGUAGAGUUCUUACUUUAUGUCAGGGUGUAUAUUUUUGUAUGCUGUAUGGAUUUUUGUAGUUAUUCUGUCACUUUGUUAAAGGUGAUAAAUAAUUAAGUUGAAUGUAUGGUAUGAAAAGAAAAAAUAAACUUGUUUGAGCACAUCUUAGCGGAACAAGGAAUGCUUCUGAAAACAUUUUUCUUUUCAUCUGCUUGGCCCAAAUUUGUCAUUCAUUGGAAAACUUACAAUGAACAGUCAUCUUCUUAUUUGCUGCUGUUCAAGACCGGAUUAAUUCUACAAAACACAGGACUGGAGGUCAACAGAAACUGAAAAUGUGCUCUAAAGAGCAUUACACAUUCAGUGUAAGAUAAAUCAAAUUAUCUUCAGAAAAAAAACGCAGGACAGUGAUAUAUCAGCAUUAUGUAUUGUUCUAGAAAUGCUUUAGGGGAUUAUAAUUCUUUUUUCUGAUAUCUUAAAAAACAUAUCUAGAAUUAAAAACAAAAAAGUUAUGAGGAGCGGUUUAUUCAUUUUCUUCAAAUGCAGCGACUUGCAAACAUAAAUGUAUUUUUUAAAAAUUAAAUACAUUUAAACCUGGUGACGACCAUUUCACAGACAAAAACUAUACUCCGAAGACAGCUUGUAGCUACAAAACCUGUAAACCACCAGCAAUGUCACACAUCAGGGGAAUGUGUCAGUUUGCAUACUACUCCAUUACCAAGGUGCUCUGUAAUGUCAGCUAUCCUCUAAUGCCAUUUUGAGCCCUCUACCCCCACCCCAUAGCUGUGAAACAAGUUUGGUAGCUCUAUGACCAUGAACAAUUUUUUCUUGUUAACUUGAUGAAAAACAAAAAUGAAAAGAGGAGGAGAUUUCCUUGUUUGGAGGAUAUUAUGAACCCACUCCACUGCAGGUUGCUCUGUAUUUUGGGUUGGUCUGCACCGAAUGAGAGGUUCGUCUCACAUGAACAUGUCAGUGAUGGCCUCUGAUAACAUGGAAGUGGACACAGCAUCUAAAAAGCGAGUGUACAUCAGCCUUCCAAAGAAAUAUAUGGUUGACUUGGCCAAAAAUUAUGAACUGGACCAUGGAUUAGUUAUAAAACACCUAAAUCCCUAUUUAAAUGAAGGCU